This is a messenger RNA of Hirundo rustica (Barn swallow), 900 nucleotides long. RefSeq names its product CD63 molecule (gene CD63). The record is from RefSeq and is a predicted model, not a curated record. Lineage: Eukaryota; Metazoa; Chordata; Aves; Passeriformes; Hirundinidae. Gene Ontology annotation, cellular component: membrane. The transcript is spliced from 8 exons. The coding region runs from base 92 to 811 and encodes 239 amino acids.
CCCUUGACUCGCCCCCGUCACAUGAUACGGAGCCCAGGGGAAGGGCGGCGGCGAGCGGGACCGGGAGCGCCGGGACCGGGACGGACGGGCCAUGGCGAUGGAGGGCGGGAUGAAAUGUGUGAAGUUCUUGGUUUUCUUCUUCAACUUCAUCUUCUGGGUGUGCGGCGUGGCCCUGAUCGUCAUCGGCAUCUUAGCUCUGGUGGCCCUGGGUAAGGCCCCGGUGGCCCCGAUCGCCGGCUCCAGCUGGACCCCGGUGGGCGUGGUGGUGCUGGGGGUCGUCAUCUUCUUCACCUCCUUCUUCGGCUGUUGCGGCGCCUGGAAGGAGAGUUACUGCAUGGUCACCACGUUCGCCGUCCUGCUCAGCCUCAUCUUCCUGGUGGAGAUCGCCGCCGCCAUCACCGGAUACGUCUUCAAGCACAAGGUGCAUGGGCUGGUGGAGGAGGGGCUCUGGGAGGCCAUGAGGAGGUAUGACCAGGACCCUUCGCUGACCGCUGCGCUGGACACCUUCCAGAAGGAGUUUUUCUGCUGUGGGGUGGACAAUUACACGGAUUGGGCCAGCAUCGGGCGCUUUGGGGACAAUGACACCGUGCCCCGGUCCUGCUGCCGCAUCAGCACCGACACCUGCAAUGUGCGGCCCACCCCCGACACUGUGUACGAGAAGGGCUGCCUGCCCAGCCUUGAGGCGUGGCUCAAGAGGAACAUCGUGGUGCUGGCAGCCGUGGCGCUGGGCAUCGCCUUCUUCGAGAUCCUGGGUGUUGUCUUCUCCUGUUGCCUCAUGCGUGGGAUCCGCAGUGGAUACGAGGUCAUGUAGCCCCCCCACACCCCCCCCAGAUUCCUGCCCUACCUGGGAGGCUCGGGGGUGCCCCCCCAGGUUUGCAAUAAAGACGAAAAGCUUCUGGA